GCUCGUGGGGCUAUUCAAACCAAUGGCACCUCGCCUUCUUCCUCGAGAGCAACCUCUGUCGAAGCAGAGACUCCCCAAGCCGGUGGCUCAGCCGCCAACGACACUUCGAUUUGUCCUGGUUGUACAGCCGAAGCCAGUGCAUUCUUCAACCAGUCUGAGAAGGAAAAUUGGAUACGCUGUGAUGUUUGCAAGGCAUGGUAUCAUUGGCGCUGUGCCUCGGUUAAUCCUCCAGAAUUCUUGUCCGAUGAGGAGAAAAGAGAUUACGCCAUUGACCGAAUAGACAAAUGGUACUGCCCACCAUGUCUGGAGCAAAAUCCUUCGCGCAAAAUCACCCUCAAGCGCCCUACUCGAAAGUCAGAUCGGAAACGAACGGCCCAAGACUACGCGAGUUUAAGUGUUGGACUGGCGUCGGAUCCGACUCGUUUCUUACGCGUUCUCGACAACAAAGAGUUUGGGAAAGAUGUGUUUCGGCGCAUGCAAGGCAGCGAACUGACGCUAGAGUGGUUGGAGGAAGAUGCCGACGCCAUGACUAGUCCUGUUUUGAUUGAGAAGCCGGAUGGCUUGGGGAUGAAGAUGCCAGGGCCAGAGUUCACGGUCGACGACGUCGCACAAUCUGUCGGCGUCGAUUCACCCCUGGAAGUCAUCGACGUAGCUACGCAAUCUGCAUCGCAUGGAUGGACGCUAGGGAAAUGGGCCAAAUACAUCGCUGAACCUGACUCGCGCGACAAGAUCUACAAUGUGAUAUCACUUGAGGUCACAGGCACCAAACUCGGCGAUACGAUACUUCCACCGCAGUUCGUGCGCGACCUGGAUUGGGUAGACAAUUUCUGGCCGAACACGAAAAAGGGCAAGGGUCAUGCGUUUCCCAAAGUCCAGUUGUACUGUUUGAUGGGCGUGACGAAGGCUUGGACGGAUUGGCAUGUCGACUUCGCCGGCUCCUCGGUUUACUACCAUAUCUUGCGCGGCUCCAAGGUGUUUUACUUUAUCAAACCCACUGCAGCAAACCUGGCGGUCUACGAGAAAUGGUCUGGGACCGAGCUACAGAACUCAUCUUGGCUCGGAGACAUGGUGGAUCAGGUGAUCAAAGUCGUCCUGACGGAAGGGAACACUAUGAUUAUCCCCAGUGGCUGGAUUCAUGCAGUUUAUACCCCAGUCGACACGAUCGUCUUCGGUGGAAACUUUUUGCAUUCAUUCUCGGUGCCUAUGCAGCUGAAGAUCAGAAAAAUUGAGAUUAACACACAUGUACCCAAGAAGUUCCGAUUCCCGUUGUUCUGCAGAUUAUGCUGGUAUGUUGGCGAUAAAUAUCUCAGAGAUCUCAAGGCUCUGAGUGGACCAGAUUGGUCUCCUCGGCUGCUUUCGUCCUUGCUUGCGCUGGCCGAUUUCCUUGUCUCAGAGGCCCGCAUGCUAGAAACCGGCAGCGAGGCAGCAAAGAAAGAGAUGAAGGACCAGGUGCCUGCGGAUCGAGUCAAGGACGCUGCGGCACUGGCCCGGGAAUUGCGCUGGCGACUGCGCAUCGCUUCUGGUAUCCUGAGCGACGACGAAGGAACUCCUAGGCCUGUCAGCACUGCCGUCAAGCGACGACGCGAAGGAAACGACGACGGUCCUGCGAAUUUCAAACAUUUCAGACCCAGGAGAUGGGACAAUCUCGUCGAACAGUCACAGGAAUCCGACGCACGCACUCUUAAAGCGAGGCAACCUUCAGACGAUGACGACUCGUGGAAGGAACACUGGAUGGAAUGGAGCAAUAACACAGGCGAUUUAGAAAGCUCUCAAACAGAAGCCGAAGUCAAAACCAGAACUGAGACUAUCAUUCGCAUCCGAAGAAAUGAGACCGGCCUUGAGAGGCAGCGGGUCGAGCGAGUUGUUGAGUACUGGAGGUGGCACUAGCCUCAUUGCAAUCGCCAUCACGAUAAAUAAAUAUUCGACUUUUUUGUGACUUCAUUUAUUCAAGUAAUCACCGUGAUCCAGUCUACCCCUCUACUUACCGUCUGGUACUUAGUACCUACCUGCGAGCAACACGAUCACGUGUGAAGUUGGCCAUCCUUCGCACCAUGUCUUCUACCGUGAAAACGCCCUCUCACCGUCGAGUUCGCUCUGAAGCCAAGACCCCUUCAAAGACGCCUUUGACUCCAACAUUGGUUUCUGCGUUCAACGCUGUAUCCAUUGAGAGCCCAAUCAAACGUACAACCUCUUCAGCUAUCCCUCUAUCCGACGCAUUCCAGCGCCAGGCGAACGGGGGCCUCAUACGUAAAGGCGGGGUUGAAAGUAGAAUAGACGUUGUUACCCUGGACUACGUCCCACCUCCGGCGAAACCUGCUGAAGUCAAGCGCACCCGUUCCACACCCGUCAUCAACGUCUCUGAGCGCGAUCGAUUUAUCACCGCACGCGACCAUACCCUCGAGGUCUCAGCCACUCUCGAGCAGAUGUCUCUCAAUCCACCCUCCGGCUCGCCCACUCACACAGCCCGGCUGGCAGCCGCUACCGGAGUGCCUUUGAAUAAACGUAUUCUUGGAUACCAUUUGCCUCCUCCAUCAUCAUCUGCAGACAAGACGCUGACACUCCAGCGUGAGUUCGCUCGCCCGCUUUACGCCAAUCGCCCAGGCUCGAUUUCCACCUCGACUGGUUCUACUACGAACAAGUCGCGCAAGAUUUCCACUCAGCCGGAGCGAGUUCUAGAUGCACCGGGGAUGGUCGACGACUUUUACCUCAACCUGCUUAGUUGGUCGGCCAUGAAUUGUGUGGCUGUGGCAUUGGAAAGCAGCACAUACAUCUGGAGGGCGGACACCGGUGCGGUGAUGCAGAUGGGUGAGGCACCCGCAGGUACGUAUGUCAGCAGCGUCAACUUCUCCAACGAUGGGGCCUUUCUGGGCAUUGGCCUGAGCAAUGGAGAUGUUGAGCUUUGGGAUGUUGGGCGCGAAACGAAGCUCAGAACGAUGGGUGGCCACCAAGCUCAGAUCGCAGUUCUUUCCUGGUACCAACAUCUGCUGUCCUCAGGCUGCGGGGACGGAUCGGUUUGGCACCACGACGUUCGUGUCCCCAGACAUAAAGUGAUGGAGAUGCUUGGACACAACGGUGAAGUGUGUGGAUUGGAAUGGCGGAAGGACGGAGAACUGAUUGCGAGUGGGGGCAACGAUAAUGUGGUCAAUAUCUGGGAUGGGCGAGUUGGCGAUGCCCCAGUUGGAGGGGAUGGUGCUGCCACGGGUCAUGCGAAAUGGACGAAACGAAAUCACACUGCUGCUGUCAAGGCUCUGGCGUGGUCGCCCUGGCAGCCGAACUUGCUUGCGUCUGGCGGCGGCACGAACGAUGCCACAAUUAAUGUCUGGAACAGCACCACUGGUGCACGAUUACACAGUCAGACGACCCCAUCUCAAAUCACCAGCUUGCACUUUGCUCCUCAUCGCAAAGAAAUUCUGAGUACACAUGGCUAUCCUACCAACGCAAUUGGAGUGUGGGCAUAUCCCAGCAUGGAGCGAGUUGCCGAAAUUCGGGAUGCCCAUGACUCUCGAGUCCUUUUCAGUGCAGUUUCGCCUGCUGGAGACAUGGUGGUCACCGGAGCUGGGGACGAAAGCCUCAAGUUUUGGAAGAUAUGGGAUAUUCCCUCUUCUGAAGGCAAGAAGAGUAAGCCCUCAAGUAGCAGAGAAGGGUCCACUAAGAGCGGCGUGCUGUCCAUUCGAUAGAUUUGUCCUCAUUUAGCAUACAUGUUACGGUGGCUGUGCCUGUCAGAUCGAAAAAAGUUGGUUCAUCCCAGUCUCCAUCCUCGUCGGCGCCAUGGGCCGCAUCACCCACGCCCUUUUUGAGUCUGCUUCCGGCUAUGCCAUCUUUGAAGCCAAGCUCUCGGACGACAUUGGCUCUCGCACUGCAGCAGUGCAACAGUCGAUCACCGACCUAGCGAAGUUUGGGAAAAUUGUCACGUUAAUGAGCUUUUUGCCCUUCAAGAGCGCGGCACAAGCUCUGGAAAACGCGAACGAUGUAUCCGAAGGCAUCCUCAACGACUACUUGAAAUCUCUCCUGGAGCUGACUGUCGCCAAGGGUUCGAAGAAAUCUUCCGUCCUUCUUGCUGUGUCAGAGAGUAGCAUUGGUAAAAGCAUCAAGGAUGCUCUCAACAUCAACUGCGAUGCGUCUGUCGAGGCGGAGGAGCUCAUCAGAGGCAUUCGAUUGCACGCAAACAAGCUGCUCAAGGGACUGCAGGAUGACGACCUGACCAAGGCCCAGUUGGGUCUGGGUCACUCGUACUCCCGCUCCAAGUUGAAAUUCAACGUGAACCGAAUCGACAACAUGAUCAUUCAGGCCAUCGCGCUCCUGGAUCAAUUGGACAAGGACGUAAACCUGUUCUCGAUGCGGAUACGAGAGUGGUACGGGUACCACUUUCCCGAACUUGUGCGCAUCGUUCCGGAUAAUCACCAGUAUGCCCUUGUUGCACAAUUCAUCGGGGACAAAGACGUCUUAAAUGAGGAGAAGCUGGCAGACCUUGCGGCUCUGCUUGGAGACGACUCGACUUUGGCUCAGAAUAUUCUGGAUGCAUCCCGUGGCUCGAUGGGAUCUUCGCUCUCCGAAAUCGACAUGCUCAACAUCUCUGCCUUUGCAACGCGCGUUGUGUCCAUUGCAGAAUAUCGAAAGUCGCUUGUGUCGUACCUUUCGGAGAAAAUGAAUCAGGUCGCCCCGAGCCUGACGGCGCUUCUGGGCGAGCGCGUUGGCGCUCGCCUGAUCAGCCACGCGGGGAGUCUCACGAAUCUGAGCAAGUAUCCAGCAAGCACCGUCCAGAUUCUAGGUGCAGAGAAGGCCCUCUUCCGCGCACUCAAGACGAAGGGCAAUACUCCCAAGUACGGCCUAAUCUACCACUCAUCCUUCAUCGGACGUGCAGGCCCGAAACAUAAGGGCCGCAUCUCACGAUUCCUUGCCAACAAGUGUUCUAUUGCUUCGCGUAUAGACUGCUACGCGGACAAUCCCACCGCCAAGUUUGGAGAAGCUCUGCGAGCGCAAGUUGAAGAGCGCCUCAACUUUUUCGAGACUGGAGCUGCCCCUUCUAAAAACUCGGAGGCCAUGCGCAAGGUCCUGCAGGAUCUCGCCCUGGAGGACGAUGCCGACGACGACGCUGACGCCGAGAUGCCUCUGACAACACUCGAGCCGUCGCCCAAGAAAGAGAAGAAGAAGCGCAAGAGUGAGGCCAUGGAUGUAGACGACGCCGAGCCCGCCACCAAGAGGGUGAAGUUGAGCAAGGAGGAGAAGAAGGCAGCGAAGAAAGCAGCGAAGGCGGCGGCCAAAACUACCGACGAGACUGUCAUUGAGAAGAAGGAGAAGAAAGCCAAAAAGGAGAAGAGAGAAAAGACGUGAGCAUGGGCUUUCAUUCUCGCGCUCG
Mycena citricolor is the source of this 5356-nucleotide messenger RNA. The record is from the annotation of a GenBank genome assembly. Lineage: Eukaryota; Fungi; Basidiomycota; Agaricomycetes; Agaricales; Mycenaceae.